Messenger RNA from Vespa mandarinia (Asian giant hornet), 11943 nucleotides. It is a transcript of the gene Hml, whose product is annotated as hemolectin. Gene Ontology annotation, molecular function: chitin binding; protein binding. Gene Ontology annotation, cellular component: extracellular matrix; extracellular region. Lineage: Eukaryota; Metazoa; Arthropoda; Insecta; Hymenoptera; Vespidae. The record is from RefSeq and is a predicted model, not a curated record.
UGAAGUAUUAUCAUAACUAUUAAAAAAGACUACUUACUGGUGUGUACUGUUGUUGCAUAAUUUAAUUAGUUUUCAUCUCAUAUAAUGAAUAUAAAAUUUUGAUUAUUUUUAUUGAAAUGUUGUUUUGGCAUUUAAUACUAGUUUCAAUAGCAGUAAUAACUGCUACGAGUAUAUCAGUACAAGAAGAUAGACCUACAAAAUCCUUUCAAAAUAAAAAAAAUGUAGCUCAUAAAAAUGUCAAAACUAAGAAAGUUGAAAGAAAGGGAGUAUAUGCUGGUGGUUGUAUUGAAAGUCCAGAUCCACCAAUUAAUGGGAAAAUAAAAUGUUCUAUAGACAGUGGAUGUAUUGCCAGCUGUGAAUAUGAUUAUAUUUUUCCAAUUGGACUAAGUCAACUGGCUAUAAUAUGUAAUGAUGCAAAGUGGGAUAUUGUUGGUACAGAAUGGAGUACAAUACCACAUUGCCAACCAAUAUGUAUGCCCAAUUGUCAAAAUAGUGGAAUUUGCAUUGCACCGCAUCAAUGUAACUGUCCUGAAAAUUUUUCUGGCCCACAAUGCCAAUUUGAAAAUAAACCAUGUAUGGAUUCUGUACCACGUGUUCUUAAUUCUUAUAAACAUUGUAAUUCUAAAUUUUGUACUAUAUCUUGUAUGGAAAAUUUUGUAUAUCCAGAUGGGUCGGCAGUUGCCAAUCUGGUUUGUAAAAAUGGUAAUUGGGUACCAACUAGGACAGAUUGGGUAUCAAUUCCAGAUUGCAUACCUAUUUGCAAUCCACCGUGUCAGAAUGGUGGUCAAUGUCUUCCAACAAAUGUAUGUCUAUGUCCACAAGAAUUCAGAGGACCUCAAUGUCAAUAUUCACAGGAUGUCUGUAAUAAUAAAAAACUGAACUUCAAUGGUGGUAUUUAUUGUAUUAGCUCAGAGAAUAUAAAUUCCUGUACAUUAAAUUGUCCACUUGGCACAAAUUUUGAAUUUUUACCAGCAGCUAGAUAUACUUGUAAUUAUGAUACAGGAGUUUUCUUACCACAGCCAAUUCCUCAAUGUAAAGAUGAUAAUAAUAUAGAUAUUUUCACUGCCUAUGAGUCUAAUCAUACAUGGUCCAUUAAUAGUAAUUUUAUAUCCACCGUGGAAAAUAAUACCAUUGAUUUUCCAAUAUCUAGAGGUGACCAAAUGAUAAAGGAUAUAUAUGGGUCAUUGAAUAAUAACUAUGUUCUUAUUGAAGCGAAACGACCUGAACCAAAGACUUGUUUUACUUGGGGUGGUACACAUUAUAAAACUUUUGACGAUCAAAUUUUUAGUUUUGAAGAUAAUUGCAGUCACAUUAUGUUGCAAGAGAUGAGCAAUGCUGUUUUAACGAUAACUGUACGAAAUAGUCCAACCUGCAGAAUGGAAAAUCGUUGCUUUAGAAUUAUUGAACUUUUCGUUGGUGGAAAGGAAUAUAUUCUUUCACGGAAUGAGAGGGAUAUACCUGAAUUUCGUAACAUUAAAAAAUCUUUUCCAAUACCAGUUCGUUUGCCAGGCUUACGUGUUGAUAUGUCAGCACACUUCAUUAUUGUUUAUUUAGACUCAUUAGGAGUCAAAUUGAAAUGGGAUGGAGGGCUAUUAUUACAGAUAGACGCAUCUGAAACUAUGUGGAAUAGAACAGCAGGUUUGUGCGGAAGAAUGAAUGGCGAUGCUAGAGAUGAUUUGAUAGGUAAAACUGGGAACCAUCCGAUUAAUAUUGAAGUAUUAGCAAAUAGUUGGCAAGUUGAAAAUAUUGGCGAAACAUGUAAUGAAUAUCCAAAAGUAGAGCAUUCUUGCAUAUCAGAAUAUGCUCAAGAAGCUGAUGAAUUUUGUACAAAAUUAUUGUCAGAUAAUAAAUUUCGAAGUUGUUCAAGUACAUUAAAGAUUUCAGAUAUGAAAUUAGCUUGUAUCUGGGAUUAUUGUACUUGUAAUGAUUUAGAUAGAAGGAUAUGCGCGUGCGAUACAAUGAAUGUUUAUGUAAGACAAUGUGCUCACAAAGGUAUUGUUCCUUUGUCCGGCUGGAGAAAUGAGAAUUUUUGUCCAAUGCAAUGCACAAAAGGACGUAUAUAUAAGAAAUGUGGACCAAGGGCACAACCUUCUUGUGGUUUUGAUAUUGAUUCUAAUAUAAAUGAUGAUGAUUGCGAAGAAGGUUGUUUUUGUCCUGAAGGUUUUUUGAUGCAUGAAGAUAAAUGUAUACCACAAGAAGAAUGUCCUUGUAGAUUAAGAAGAAAAUUAUUUCAACCUGGAGAAAGCGUGGCAAAAGAUUGUAAUACUUGUACUUGUACUUCUGGCAAAUGGAUUUGCACACAAAUACAAUGUGCUGCUAGAUGUGCUAUCAUUGGCGAUCCACAUUAUACAACUUUUGAUGGUAAACACUAUGAUUUUAUGGGUAAAUGUAAAUAUUAUCUGUUAAAAGGUGAGAAUUAUAGCAUUGAAAGUGAGAAUGUUCCAUGCUCUGGAGCAAUAUCAGAGUAUUUAGGCUUCAUUACGUCAGAUACACCUUCUUGUACAAAAACGGUAACAAUAAAAAUAAAUCAAGAUACUGUCAAAUUAAAACAAAAUAAGCAAAUAGUAAUCAAUGGUGAAGAUGUAAAUAAAUUACCACUUUUUGUUAAUGGAAUAAAAUUACAAGCUGCUAGUAGCAUAUUUGUAGUGGUUCGUAUGUUAAAUGGUUUAGAAGUUUGGUGGGAUGGUAUGUCACGUGUUUACAUUAAUGCACCAGCAGAAUUUCAUGGUAAUACAAGAGGACUCUGUGGAACAUUUUCUAAUAAUCAAAAAGAUGAUUUUAUAACGCCAGAUGGUGAUAUCGAAAAAAUAGUAACUCUCUUUGCUAAUAAAUGGAAAACAAAUGAACAAUGUUUAGAUGUUCAUGAUAGUGAACCAAUGCAUCCUUGUGAUUUGAAUCCACAAAAGCGUGUUUAUGCAAAAGAAUAUUGUUCUAAAUUGUAUUCAGAUAUAUUUUCUGAUUGUCAUUGGUAUGUUGAACCUGAAGUAUUUUACAAAGAUUGUUUAUAUGAUAUGUGUGCAUGUACAGCUGAUAUUAAGACAUGUUUCUGUCCUAUGCUAUCGGCAUAUGCAAAGGAUUGUUCAGAAGCAGGAAUAAAAUUAUUAUGGCGUCAAGAAAUUCAAGAAUGUAGCAUUCAUUGCUCUGGAGGUCAAGAAUAUCAAAUUUGUGGAAGUAGUUGUAGAAGAUCGUGCAGUGACAUAUCUUUUAAUCCAGAUUGUAAAGAAGAAUGUGUUGAAGGUUGUAAUUGUCCUGAAGGUCAAACAUUAGAUAUUAUGGGUGAAUGUAUCCCAAUUGGUCAAUGUCCUUGUAUUCAUUCAAAUAUUGAAUUUAAAGCUGGUUAUCAAGAAUUACGGCCUGGACAAAAAGGACAGGAUUUAUGUACUUGUACAGGUGGUAAAUGGAAUUGCAGACUUGCUACAUCAAAUGAGAUUGAAAAAUAUCAAUUAUUUAAUAAUACAUCAGUUAGUUGUUCUGCAACUAAGAAUUUAAUAUUAACGGAUUGUGAGCCAGUACAAUCAAAAACAUGUCAUAAUAUGCAUAUACCAAUUACAGAAAGUAGUAGUACUUGUAAACCAGGAUGCAUUUGUAAAACCGGUUAUGUUUUGGAUGUAAUAAAUGGCGUUUGUAUCAAAGAAGAAGAAUGCCCUUGUCAUCAUGGAGGAAAAAGUUAUAAAGAGGGAUCGAUUAUACAAAGUGAUUGUAAUACCUGCAAAUGUACAAGCGGAAAAUGGAAUUGUACGGACAGAAUAUGCGCAGGCGUUUGUUCCGCAUGGGGUGAUUCUCAUUAUGAAACAUUUGAUGGCAAAUUAUUUAAUUUCCAAGGUGUAUGUGAUUAUACUUUAGCGAAAGGUGUUUUGAGCAAAGAAGAAACAUUUUAUAUUUCUAUUCAAAAUGUUCCUUGUGGAACAACCGGAGUAUCCUGUUCUAAGUCUGUAACACUUAAAGUGGGACAUAGUGCUAAUCAAGAAAUAAUUACAUUAACAAGAGGAAAAAGAUUGCCUAAAGAAAACUUUAAAAGGAUUGCUAUUAGGACAAUAGGUUUAUACGUGUUCCUUGAUGUGCCUGAUUUAGGUUUAGUAUUACAAUGGGACAAAGGUACUAGGGUUUAUAUUAGAUUAGAUCCAAAAUGGAAAGGGCAUACAAUAGGUCUUUGUGGUGAUUAUAAUGAUAAUAGCAAGGAUGAUUUUAAAACACCUUCUGGUGGCAUUUCUGAAGUUUCUUCUAUCUUAUUUGGAGACUCAUGGAAAAUAAACGAUUUUUGUCCUGAACCUAAAGAUAUUGAAGAUCCAUGCGAACAACAUCCAGAACGAAAAAUAUGGGCCAUUGAAAAAUGUAAUAUUUUGAAAUCUGAUCUUUUCCGGCCGUGUCACUCCGAGGUGGAUAUUGAAUUUUAUAUACGAAAUUGUAUUUUCGAUGCAUGCGGUUGCGAUACAGGUGGCGACUGUGAAUGCCUUUGCACAUCAUUAGCAGCAUAUGCUCAACAAUGUAAUGCAAAAGGUGUUCCUAUAAAAUGGCGUUCCCAAGAUCUAUGUCCAAUGCAAUGCGAUAAAGAAUGUAGUACCUAUUCUCCAUGUAUUUCAACAUGUCCCUAUGAAACUUGUGAUAAUCUUUUAACUAUUAAAGAUAAUUUACAUUUAUGUUCACAAGACGCUUGUAUAGAAGGUUGUUUAUUUAAAGCAUGCGCCAAUGAUCAUAUCUACAAAGAUAAUAAUUAUACAGAAUGUGUUCCUAAAUCAACAUGUAAGCCAAUAUGCGCAGAAAUUAAUGGGACUGUUUUCUUGGAAGGCGAUGAAGUUAGCAGUGAUAAUUGUCAAACUUGUUUCUGUAGUCGUGGUAAAAUAAUAUGUCAAGGUGGACCAUGUACAACUACCCCAACAUUACCUACGAUUCCUAUGGAAGAACCACAAAAAUGUAUAGAUGGCUGGUCAGCUUGGAUAAAUAAUGAUAAAAACGUAAAAGGACAGAUGCUCAAUGACAUUGAACAAUUACCAAAUUGGACUGAUUUGGCAUCGAUUGAGGGAUCAGCCGUAUGUACAAAGGAACGAAUGAUUGAUAUAAAAUGUCGAUCGGUAAAGAAUCAUUUAACUCCAAAAGAAACUGGUUUAGAUGUUGAAUGUAGCUUGGAACGUGGCCUUUAUUGUAAAUCACAACCAGAUUUUCCAUGCAUAGAUUUUGAAAUUAGUGUUUUGUGCCAGUGUACAUCAAAAACUACGGAAACAUCAAUUAUAAUUUCAACCAUUACCGAAGAACCAGAAGAGAACGUUUGCGAGUUGGCAAACUCUUAUAAAGCACAUCCAACAGAUUGUUAUAUUUUUUAUCAUUGUACUCCUACAAUUAAUCAAAAUGUAUGGGUUGAAAAAACAUGUGGUCCAGAUAUGUUUUACAAUCCGAAUCUUAAAAUAUGUGAUUGGCCAGCAAAUGUUAGACUCAUAAAACCUGAAUGUUCUCUUAAACAAACAACCUCAAGUAAUGAAACUGAACAGAUUACUACAUCUUAUGAAAACACGUUCACAACAAUUUAUGAGAAAAACGUUACCACUAAAAGAUUAUGUGAAAUUGGUGAGAAUUGGAACGAUUGUUCUAUUAAAUGUAGUCAAACUUGCGAAUAUUAUCGUUAUUCUUUAUUAGAGCAAGGCUUUUGUAAAGGAGAUACAGAUUGCAUUCCAGGAUGUGUAUCAUUAAAAAGAACAGAAUGUCCUUUGUACAAAUUUUGGAAGGACUAUGAUACAUGCGUUGAUCAAAUUGAUUGCACUUGCAAAUCUCACGAGGGACAGAGUGUAAAAGCAGGUACCGUUGUUAAAGAAACCGAAUGUGAAAUAUGUCAAUGUAUUAAUAAUUAUUAUACUUGCGAUAAAACAAUAUGUACAAAUGUUACUCAUCAAGUCGAAGAAGAAACAUCACCGUCUACACUUAUAUACAAUUACGAAACGGAGUCUUCAACUUCUAAGCCUGAAGAAAAGAAUAUAAUUAUUGUAUCCAGUACUGUAACUCCACCUGAACAAUGUGAUAGUGAUAGAUAUAUACCAUUAAUUCAACAAUCUACGCCAAAUCAAAUUUCUUUUUAUGCUAGUAGCAGUAAUGGUGUUGAAUUUCAGCCUGAAAAUGCAUUAUUUGAUAGUCAAAUAUCAAUGGAGCCUGUUAAAAGUUGGCAACCAGAAUUUGUUGACAAAAAUCAAUGGCUUGCUAUAGAAUUUCAACAUCCUCUACCAAUUUAUGGUAUCAUUUUGAAAGGUUCACCAAGUGACGACAAAUUUGUAACAAGUUAUCAAAUUCUUUUCUCUGAUGAUGGCCAUGCAUUCUCAUACGUAAUGGAUACUACAAAACAACCACGUAUAUUUAGAGGACCUGUCGAUGGCAUUAAGCCGGUUGAACAAAAAUUUUAUGAACCCAUCGAAGCAAAAAUUAUCCGUAUAUAUCCUUUGACAUGGCACAAUGGUAUUGCUAUUAAAGCCGAAAUACUUGGUUGCGAGGAAGUUACAGUUAAAAGUACAAUUGUGACCAAACAAUUAUCAACAACUAUAAAAGAAUUCUUUGGAUCAACGACCAUUGGAUAUACCGAUAAAGUUAUAAAACCAGUGUGCAAUGAUACCAUGGGCCUGGAUGAUGGAUUAUUGUCAGAUGCACAAAUCUCAGCAUCCUCUUCGUUCGAUAAUCUUUUACCAAAUAUCAGAUUAUCAGGAUUGGGUCUAUGGAGACCAAGAUUGGAUAAUUUAAAUCAAUACGUUCAAUUUGACUUUUUGGAACCACGAAAUAUAACAGGAAUUAUAACAAAAGGAUAUAAUAAUGUAUGGACGACUGUUUAUAAAGUUUUUUAUAGCAUUGAUGGUCGUCAAUGGAAUCCAAUUAUUGAUGACAAUGACAAUGAAGUAGAAUUUUUAGGAAAUUUCGAUUCCAACAAUGUUAAAACGAAUUUAUUUGAAAAACCAUUGCGAACAAGAUUAUUACGUAUACAACCGAUAAAAUGGCACGAUCAUAUAGGAUUAAAGGUUGAAAUACUCGGAUGUUUCUUACCGUAUCCCAUAGUAACAACAGAAUUGCCUGGACCAACGGAACCAAAUAUAUCCGUAUGUAAUAUAUGCGAGGGUAUAUUAACAGAGAGCAAUGUUAAAUGUAAAUGCGAUCAAUCUUUAUGGUGGAAUGGAGAAACUUGCGUUUCAAAACAAAAUUGUCCAUGCGUUGUUGGUCAUAUUACAUAUGCUGUUGGAUCAAUCUAUGAAUCAGAAGAUUGUCAACAAUGUUCUUGUACAUUAGGUGGUAUACCUUCUUGUAUAUCAAAAAAAUGUGAACCAUGUACCGAGCCAGGAAUGCAAGUAGUCGUCACAGAAUUAUGUAGCUGCGUUUGUAAACCUUGCCCAUUUGGUAAAAGAUAUUGUCCAACUAGUAAUGUCUGUUUAAAUGAAACAUUAUGGUGUAACGGGGUACAAGAUUGUCCUGACGAUGAAAAGAAUUGUCCAAAAAUUGAAACAUCAUCUAUCGGACACUUUGAAUCUACAAUUAAAUCUACAACCAAUUCAAUUUCUACCUUAAGCACAGUUUCAGUUCCUUCAGUUCAAUGCGAAGAACCAAAAUGUCCUCCUGGAUAUAAGAUAGUUCAACAGAACAUGUGGAGUUCACAUUAUACAACUACAACAGUUUAUACCAGUAGCAAUACUUAUAAAGAAAUUAAUUAUAUUCAUAAAACAAAAAGUAAUUAUAAUAGUUAUGUAAAGGUUAAACAAAAACCAACAAAACAGUUAAUAAAAAAGAAAAAUAACAGAGAAUCAUGGACGCGUCAUCAUACUGUUGAUUAUAAAAAUUAUAACAAUGGAGAAAGUAUGAUCUGUCAACAAUUUACAUGUGUCCCUAUAAGUCCACCGGUUUUAAUUAAUGAAACAACGGAAUAUUGUCCAAAAGAAGCAUGUCCUCCGAAUUAUACGAUAAAAUAUGAAAAAGUGAGUAUGUAUAAGAUUGAAAAAUGUCCAAAGUAUACGUGCGAGCCACCAGUACCAUUGGAAGCUAUUUGCAACGUUACGGGCAGAACAUUUAAUACAUUUGAUGAUUUAGAAUAUAAAUAUGAUAUCUGCAAUCAUAUUUUAGCAAGAGAUAUGUAUGAAAAUAAAUGGUAUAUAACGUUGGAAAAAGAGUGCGACAAAUAUGGUAUCCAAUGUUCACGAAAUUUAGUAAUAUUUAUUGACGAUGAAGUAAUAGUUUUAUAUCCAGAUAUGCAUAUGGACAUCAACGAUUAUACUUUUACAUCAAAUCAGGUUGGAUAUCUUGGUGAAAAAUUCAAAUUAUUUAAAGUGUCAUGUGUUGGUGACACUAUAUAUCUUACUUGCAAGCAUUAUGGAUUUUGGGUUAUGUGGAAUGCAGAUAUGAAUGUUAAAAUUGGUAUUAAUAAAAAAUUGCAUAGCCUUGUCGAUGGUCUUUGCGGUUACUUUGAUGGAUAUAUAUUAAAUGAUAAACAAAUGCCCGAUGGAAAACAAUCUAAAAGUACAAUUGAAUUUGGAAAUAGUUGGAUAAUGGAAGGUGCAUCGCAAUGUGAAUCUCAAGUAUGUCCACGUGAUAUCCAAGAAAAGGGAUGGAAAAUUUGUAAUAUGAUAAAAGACAGAUCUUUGGCUGUUUGUUCUGGUGUGGUAGAUUUUGAAAAAUUCCUUUCAAGAUGUUUAGAGACCGUCUGCACAUGUUUACGCAGUAAUUCUACGUACGAUAAUUGUCGUUGUCGUACAUUGACAACUUUCGUUACAGAAUGUCAGGCUAAUAAUCAAAAUAUUGAUUUGUCAACUUGGAGAAAUAUUUAUGAUUGUCCUGACAAUUGUUUGGCACCAUACGUACAUAAAGAUUGUUUCCGGAAUAAAUGUGAACGUAGUUGCAACGAUUUACAAGAGGCUGAUCCUUGUCCGAUUAUGGAAGGUGUAUGCUUCUCGGGUUGUUUUUGUCCAGAGGGUACAGUACGUAAUGGUAAUGAUUGCGUUCUUACAACUGAAUGCCGUAAUUGUAUUUGUGAAGGAUUUGGUAAUUCAAAGUUUAUUAGUUUCGAUAGAAAAAAUUUCACAUUCCAAGGAAAUUGUACAUACAUUUUGUCGAGGGAUAUUAUUGACAAAACAAAUUCGCAAUAUAAAAAUCAUACAUAUCAGGUCUUAGUUUCCAAUACUAUUUGUGAUACUGGUAUUUGCACAAAGGCGAUUAUUGUUUUGUAUGAAUCGCAUGUUAUCCAAAUUGAAAGAACACCUGUUACAAAAAUGUUCGACAUAAAUAUUGAUAAUAUUAAAGUGGAACAAUUGCCAUAUAAAACGCAUUGGGUGAAAUUGGAAGAAACAUCUGGGAAAGAUAUGAAAUUAUUAAUACCAGCUAUUCAAUUAGAAAUAAUUAGUAUGCAAUCUAAUUUUGCUUUUACAGUUAGAAUUGCCUCUCGUAUAUUUGGUGAUGCCGUUGAAGGUUUAUGUGGAAAUUGUAAUGAUGAUAUAGAGGAUGAAUUGAAACAACAAGAUGGAAAGAUUACAGAUAAUGUUGAACAAUUUGGAAAAAGUUGGUUGGUCGAUAGUAUACCGAUUAACAUUGAUCUGAAAAUUGACAAUUGCAUUUCUAUAGAAGGUUCUAUAUGUAAUAAAACAAUAUUAAAAGAUGAUCCGUGUAAUCAAAUUUUAAGUACAAUAUUUGCACAAUGUCAUGAACUUGUUGAUCCAUAUCCAUAUUUAGCUAUAUGUCAGGAUACAUUAUGCAUAGGUGGAGAUUAUUGUAUUAAUAUAGCGGCAUAUGCAAGAAAAUGUUCAGAAGCAAGUUUAUGUAUUGAUUGGAGAACAGAUGACAUAUGCCCGUAUACAUGUCCAUCAUAUUUAAAAUAUAAAACGUGCGGUUCGGGUUGCAUUGAAACUUGCGACGAUAUUAACAAAGAAAGUAAAGAAAAAUGUCAUGCACAAUUUGAGGAAGGAUGCUUUUGUCCAGAUAAUUAUGUACUUUAUAAUGGCACAUGCGUUAAUAGAAAAAAAUGUUCUAUUUGCGACGAAGAUGGUCAUAUAGAAGGAGAUAUUUGGUAUUCGGACAAAUGUACUACAUGCAAUUGUCAUAAAAAUCGAGUUAAUUGUCAGAAGAUAGAAUGCUCGACGUUAGAUACAAUUUGUGAAGAAAGUAUGACGCCUAAGCUUGUGCCCGGUACGGAAACAGAAUGUUGCCCAAAAUAUUCCUGUAUUGCAGCAACAGAGUCUCCAUUAUGCGAAGAUACACUGCAACCUGAUUGUGGAUAUGGACAGAUUAUGAAAUUGCAUACGGAUACUAAAGGAUGUAAAAAAUUCGUAUGUGAAUGUUUACCACCGGAAGAAUGUCCUACAUUUGAAUACGUUGAUACAGAAGUUGAAAUAUUGGAGGAACCUGGUAUGACGAAAGUUAUGAAUACAAGUGGUUGUUGUCCAAAAUUCGAUGAGAUUUGUAAUCCACAAUUAUGUCCUUCAAUACCAGUUUGUCCAGAUUAUUAUACAUUGAAUAAAAAUCAAUUAACAAAUGCAUGCUGUCCAGAUUAUGAGUGUAAUCCUCCAAAAGAUAUUUGUCUUUACAAUACAACGUCGUCAAAUGUGAAAAAUAUAUCAGGAUCACAAUAUGUAAUACCAAAAGAAAUUGGAGAAGAAUGGAAAGAAAAUAAUUGUCGUACGUGCAUUUGCGAAAAGACAGAUAUGGGUCCUGAUAUAAAGUGUACAAUGAUAAAAUGUCCUGACGUUCAAAUUCAUCCAGAUAUAAGUGAUUUUGUAAUGGAAGAAGUUUUGAUAAACGAUGAUUGUUGUCCAAGUUUAAAACGUGUAGCAUGCAAGGAAGGGGAUCAAAUUUAUAAUAUUGGUGAAAUAUGGAAACCUGAUCAGGAUAAUGCUUGUAUAACAAAAGAGUGUGUAGAAGUUGCAGGUGUUAUACAAAAACAAAUAAUAAUACAGGAUUGUAAUAUUUCUUGUGAUUAUGGUUACGAGUAUCGGCCAUCUAAUGAUAAAAGUAAUUAUUGUUGCGGAGAGUGUAUACCAAUUGGUUGUGUUGUAAAUGAAGAAAUUAAAAAUAUUGGCGAACAAUGGUAUUCCAAUGACAGUUGUAUCACUUAUUCUUGUCAAUCUAUGAAUGGAAGUAUAUAUAUAAAUUCAGCAACUGUGUACUGUCCUCUUAUCGAUCUAAUGGAUGAACAAGAAUUUGUAAUUGAGAGAUAUUUUUUACCUAACAAAUGUUGUCCGGAUAUUGUUAAAACAGCUUGUCGUCAUAAUGAUCAAAUAUAUAAACCAGGUGAAAAAUGGAAACAAUUGAAUAAUAAUUGUAUCACUGAAAUAUGCGUAUUAGAAACAAAUGGACUUACGAAAAAACAAGAAAUUGAAACUUGUUCCGAAGAAUGUCCUAUGGGUUGGAAUUAUCAAGCACCAAUGGGAGACAAAUGUUGUGGUGAUUGUAAACAGAUAUAUUGCGUUUAUGAAAAUAUUCUUUACGAGCCAGGUGCAACGUGGUCAUUAUUGAAUAAUAAUUGUACAACAUAUACGUGUAUGCAAAAAGAUGAUCAGUUUAUGGUCAGUAUGAGUUCCGUAGAUUGUCCUAAAAUUACAAAUUGUCCAGAAGAAUUAAUAUACAAUGAUGGUUGCUGCAAACGAUGUAAUUUAACAAGUCUUAAUCAAAUGGGUACUUGUACUGUUAACAAAAUGAAGUUGAACGAUACCAUUGGUAUUCUUAUCGAAGAAAAUGGAGUAUAUGGUAUUUGUAAAAAUUUAGAGCCUAUAGAAGGAAUUACAAAUUGUGUUGGAACUUGUCUCUCUAGAACAUAUUUUGAUAAAGAGACAUGGAGUCAGUCUAAUGAUUGCAAUUGUUGUCAACCCAAAGAAUAUCGUGAUUCUAUUGUAGAACUUACUUGUGAAAAUGGAAGAAAGAUUUCAAAGAAAGUAACUCUACCAAUAUCGUGCUCCUGUAAUAUGUGUACAUCAAUAAAAUAAUUAACGAUUUAAGAUCAUUUAA